Molecule: messenger RNA, 841 nt
Organism: Danio aesculapii
Lineage: Eukaryota; Metazoa; Chordata; Actinopteri; Cypriniformes; Danionidae
Gene: ccl25b
Product: chemokine (C-C motif) ligand 25b
Exons: 4
Coding region: 114-434 (106 amino acids)
Biological process (GO): monocyte chemotaxis; lymphocyte chemotaxis; cellular response to type II interferon
Cellular component (GO): extracellular region
Molecular function (GO): chemokine activity; CCR chemokine receptor binding
Source: RefSeq, a predicted model, not a curated record
UGUCUGAGUUUCAGGUUUUGUAGCUAUAAAAGUGUUAACGCGGCAGAGGAGGAGAUAAGAACAGCUUUAGCCGUGAAGAAAAACAUCAUUCUUCCCACAACCUCUGAGCUUGUAUGGAAACACAGAGUUCAACCAUGAAGUUUCAAAUUCUGGCUUUUCUCCUGCUGUUGGCUUGCAUGUAUCCCAGCAUCGCACAAGGUUAUUAUGAAAACUGUUGUUUGAAAUAUAUCACAGGCAUGAAGAAAAACAUGAGAAGAAAUAUUAUCAGUUACAGAAUGCAGGAAACAGACGGAGGAUGCAACAUUCCCGCUGUUGUUUUCAAGAUGAGGCUCAAAAAACAAUCAAGAGCAAAGCCAGUCUGUGCCGAUCCAAGAAGAGACUGGGUCCAGGCAAUAGUAAAGGAGCUGGAUGAGAAAAACAAAAGAGCUAUGUAGAAACAGCUUUGAUUAAUCGUGUGCUUUAAUGCACAAACCUAUGUUAAUAUCACACAUUAAUGUAAUGUUUAUAAUACUAUCAAUCCUGCUGAGAUAUACAUAUAUAUAUUUUUACAUCAUUACUAUCUUCAUGUAGCGGUUCAUAAUGGACGUUUUUUUGUAUGUUUUGCUUCUGUUCAUUGUAUUAGAACAACAUGAAUGUAUAUGAACUGUGAAUGUUUGCCCUUUCGGUCUCUGUUCUCCAUAAUUUGUGCAAAUAUAUUUCCACUUUUGAUGUUUUACUCCAAUAUAAUCUGUGAACUGCAUAGCUGACCUAUAAGUGUGUGUGUGUGUAUGUGUUUGUAUGUGUGGCACCUGUAUACAUUUAAGUUUUUUUUUUUAAUAAAGUAUUGCGAUUGUACAUUUAA